AUGCAGUGUGUUCGUAUUCUGCUCAUUGCGAGACUCCUCGUUCUGGUGCGAGGGUUGCUUACGGAGGCGUAUCCGAUCAGCAAGCAGUUCCCCGCUGUCGCGCGGGUGGGACAGGAGUUCCAGUUCGAGCUGUCGGAAAACACUUUCCAGUCGGACAAGGGCUCGUCGAAAGUGCAGUAUGCGGUUUCCGGGCAGCCCAAGUGGCUGAACUGGGACGGCAGCCGGCGGCUGCUGUACGGGACGGCAACACGCGAAUAUGUGGGCGCGGAGGGGACGCGUUUCUUCGACAUCGUGGUGGAGGGGACGGACGUGGGGGACGGGACGACGCUGCAGCAGAAGUACCGGCUUGUCGCGACGUCACGGAUGGCGCCCAGGCUGGCGCCCGGCUUCGAUAUUCUUAACGUGCUCAAGCAGUCCGGCAACACUGACGGGCGCAACUCGCUGAAGGUCUUGCCGGGCGAGUCGUUGAACGUGGUGAUCCCGAAGCAGAUGUUUGUGGCUGGCUCCGAGGAAAGCCCCGUGGUUGCGUACUACGGGCUGACGCAGCGAUUCCACGCACCGCUCCCCUCGUGGCUCUUCUUUGACAGUAGCCAGCUCCGGUUCAGCGGCACGCCACCGGUGGUGAACUCUAAUACCGCGCCGGAGGUGCCGUAUUCACUGACCAUCAUUGCAACCGAUUUUGAGGGGUUCACUGGCGUGGAAGUGCCGUUCGGGGUGGUGGUGAGCGCGCAGAAACUGACGACGACUAUCACCAGCCCGCUCGUCAUCAACGUAACUGACCAGGGCGUUUUAGACUACGAGCUUCCGCUAAACUAUAUUUUGCUGAAUGGCAAACCGAUCACGGAAGCGGAAUUGAGCACCAUCACCCUGCAUGAUAACCCAAAGUGGGUGAAAAAUAGCGGCUCCAAGCUAUAUGGAAAGUUGUCUGAGCCUGCGACUGCUAACUUCACUGUGUCCGUGAAAGACAUAUAUGGAAACACAAUAUAUCUAACAAUAACCAUCGAAUCUACCGAGCGGCUAUUUACUGUGUCCGAAUUGCCUGUUGUGAUGGCCACCCGGAAUUCCUGGUUUCAGUAUGACCUUUCACCCUCUGUGUUCCUCAGGUCGUCUUCGUUCGAUGUAUCGGUCAGUUAUUCUGGCGCCGACUGGCUCCAUUUUACGAAGUCUAAUCUGACUUUCCAGGGGGUUGUCCCGAAAGAUUUCUCCGAGCUAUCCGUCGAAAUCACGGCCAAGGGAGCAACGAAGUCGGAAACACUUCCUUUGAAAUUCUCCGGGCGAUCAAAAGUGCAACCAUCAACUAGUACGACCAGGAGCUCUAGCACGUCUUCUCCCUCCGAAACGUCUACUGGGCAUUCAUCCACCAUCACCAGUACCACUACUGCCAUAGACACUGCAACUACCAGCGACGCAGCAACCUCCGCAACUUCCAGUGUGGGAGAACCUGUUUCAGAGAACAAAAAGAGCGAUCGCGAUUUGAAACGCUUGGUCGCGAUUGUUUGCGGGAUUGUGAUCCCACUUGCGGUAAUCCUUGCAGUGUUGCUUCUGCUGUUCUUGCUCUGGCGCCGCCGACAAUCCAAGAAGAGCGAGGCUAAGGAUCCAGAGUACUCCACGAAACACAUCAGCAGCCCAAAGCUCGGCAACCCAGCCAAUCGUCCGAACAUGUUCGCAAGUAAGUCUCGCCGCAAGGAGGCAAACGCAAACCCGUUCGCGGAUCCACCGGCUUCUCAGUCCGAGGCCAAAAAGAUGGCCGCGCUGAACGCUCUUCACUUCGAUGAGCAUUCCUCUGACACGUCGCUAGUCAACGAGAAGGACGAAUUCGAAGAAAAAGCGGAUGAUGAUAGCGUCUUGAGUGUGGACGCUAUGGACCGCAUUGCAGCAGCGGAGCACGGUCUGCCCAGGAGCGACAGCGUUUAUAUUACGACGGAUCCCAAGUCUGCAUCCGUCUACUACAACAGCGAACCCUCGCAGAGGAGGUCUUGGCGGUACUCUGCGCACAUGUCCAAGCGAAAUUCGGCACAACGUGCUGCGCCCUCAGCGUCGCGGCGCGAAAGCCACGGCUCAUUAAAGACUGUCAGCACUGCGGAACUAUUAAACACGGAGGUCACCACGCAUUCAAACAUUCCCCAUGACCCGAGCAAAUCUACCCUAGGCCCCCGGGACUCGGUAUUUCUGAGCGGAACAGGCAAACCGAUCUCCGACGCCUCUACUGGUAAAUACACACUACCCCCUCUUACCGAGACCAAGUAUAAGUCGGGGCUUAGUGCUGACAGUAAUGAGAGCAAGAGAGCCUCAGACAGCAGCGGAGGGUCAGAUUUUAUACCAGUCAAGCAGGGCGACACCUAUCAGUUCACCCCCAAAAGAUCUACUGACUCGCGCUUCGGAAAAACCGCCCCGAUGAGGAAGCAGAGCACCAAACGUCUAGUCAAUUUGCCUAACCGUGGCGGCGUUAACGUGAGCGAUGCAAGUCUCAUCGGCCAGGAGCCGGAGCGCGACUAG
Molecule: messenger RNA, 2496 nt
Organism: Eremothecium gossypii ATCC 10895
Lineage: Eukaryota; Fungi; Ascomycota; Saccharomycetes; Saccharomycetales; Saccharomycetaceae
Gene: AXL2
Product: Axl2p
Exons: 1
Coding region: 1-2496 (831 amino acids)
Cellular component (GO): membrane
Molecular function (GO): calcium ion binding
Source: RefSeq, marked provisional